AUGAAACCUCCACCAGGUUUGUUCUCAUUGCCUACAUCAGAUAGCAACUAUGACUCAUCUUUGUUUCUUCGGAAAACAUCCACAGGUUGUGUUCUUCUUUUGGUAUAUGUCGAUGACAUUAUUAUUACAGGAACUGAUUCUUCACUAAUCACUAGCCUGCGAUAUCAGCUUAAGGAUUCUUUUCAUAUGGAAGAUCUUGGUACUCUUACAUAUUUCUUGGGUUUGGAAGUUCAUCGUGAUUCAUCUGGUGUGUUUCUAAAUCAACACAAAUAUACCCAAGAUUUUAUUUCUUUGGCAGGUCUUCCGAAUUUCUCCUCUGUGGAUACUCCAUUAGAAUUUAAUGCAAAGUAUCGCCAGGAGGAAGCCGAUCUUCUUCCUAAUCCAACUAUAUUUCAGCAAUUAGUUGGGAGCUUAAAUUUCCUUACUAUUACCAGGCCUGGUAUCUCUUUUGCAGUUCAACAAGUUAGUCAGUUCAUGCAAGCUCCCCGUCAUCUUCAUUUGGUGGCUGUCUAUCGUAUCAUUCGAUACCUCCGAGGAACAUCUAAUCGUGGAUUAUUCUUUCCUAGUGGUUCGCCUAUUCGUCUUAAUGCUUUUUGUGAUUCUGAUUGGGCGGGAUGUUCCGACACUCGUCAUUCGAUUACUGGUUGA
Molecule: messenger RNA, 648 nt
Organism: Capsicum annuum
Lineage: Eukaryota; Viridiplantae; Streptophyta; Magnoliopsida; Solanales; Solanaceae
Exons: 2
Coding region: 1-648 (215 amino acids)
Source: RefSeq, a predicted model, not a curated record